UUUUUUUUUUUUUACCCAUUAGACCGAUGUUGUUUAACCCAUUGUAGUUUGGAUCGUAUGCAGGUGUUCUUGACUCGGUUUCGUAAGCGGGGGUUCCUUAGUUUGCUGACUAUACAGUACAGUCUACGUUGUCUGAUGUCUGACCACUUUUGCCCGGCUUACCAAAUCCCAAUUCAAACGUACAAAGGUGAAAGCACAAUUCAUAGUUAUUAUUAUUAAUGGUGGGCUGUAACACACGUUUUCCUCUGAGCUCUACACGAUUUCAGCUUUGCUUGUAGAUUAUACUUGCAGAAAUACGGUUGAGAGCGCGUUUCUGAUUGAUUUCUAGAUCGCCUUUGCUGUAUGAAAUAAUACUCUCUGUUUAUACCUUGCACGAAUAGUUCUACUAAAGUUUGUCCUGAAAGUUGGCAGGAGAGCGUAUACGCUCGACGCAUGCGCGCUGACCGCACUCUCCAGCACCAAAUAAGAGUUGCAGAGAAACGAGACGUUCCCUGAAAGAUGGCAGAAAAGCCCCCAGCCGAUACCUCAAGCUCGGAGACGGACUUCGACAUGAUGAGCGCCUUGGACUGGCAGAACGGCAUUGCCACCCUUCCUGGCAGUGACAUACGGUUUCGUAUGAAUGAAUUUGGAGCUCUCGAGAUCGUUACAGAUGGGGAGAUGGAAGCUGUGCAGGCAGCUGCCAUGGCAACAGAGUCUUCAGACCCCUCUCCUGCAGACAAGCCCACCCCGCCUGUGGAGGGCGCUGCAGGCGGCACAGCUGUCGUGGAGUCUGCAGAGCCCGUGCUCCUGGCCCCCAGCAUCGUCACCCCAGAGGAGGCUCCCAGUGUGGAGGUGGUGUCCUGUGGGGCCUGCGGGGCCUCUGGCACCUUGGAGAACUUCAUUGAGGGCAAGUUCUGCAGCAAGGCCUGCAUUCAGUCACGCAACAACAGCAGCAGCAGCAGCAGCAGAGCCAGCCCGGUGGAGCAGAAGAAUGGAGAGACGGCCAGCAAUCCCAGCAACGAGAGCGCGCAGCCCCUGAAACGCAUCCGCAGGAAGAGGAAGCUCCUCACAGAGUCGGACGAUGAGGAGGUGGAGAAUCCAGAGGAGGAGGAGGAAAAAUCCAAAGUUGGAAAAGGACGCAGAGCAGCCAAGCAGACAAAGCCAGUGGCCACGGCCCCUGGGAGGAAGAAGGUGUGGAGCUGGCCAGCUUACCUGGAGGAGGAGAAGAUGAUCGCUGUGCCACUGAAACUCUUCAAGGAGCACCAGUCGUUCCCUCAGAGCCGCAAUGGGUUUAAAGUGGGUAUGAAGAUGGAAGGGCUCGACCCUCUUCACCCUUCCAUGUUCUGCGUGCUGACUGUGGCUGAGGUGCAAGGCUACAGGAUCCGGCUGCAUUUUGACGGAUACCCGGAAUGCUAUGACUUCUGGUUGAACUCAGACUCCUGGGAUCUGAAGCCAGCAGGCUGGUGUGAGAAAACCGGGAACAAGCUGCUUCUUCCAAAGGGUUGCAAGGAUGGCGAGUUUAACUGGAGCACCUAUGUGAAGAACUGCCGGGGUCAGACAGCCCCUAAGCACCUCUUCAAGAGCCUCAACACAUCCGUGACGCCCUCGGGGUUUCGGCCGGGGAUGAAGCUGGAGGCAGUUGAUAAGAAGAACCCAUCUCUGAUCUGCGUGGCCAGCAUCGCCGCCCUGGUGGACAACCGGCUGCUCAUCCACUUCGACAACUGGGACGAGAGCUACGACUACUGGUGUGAAGCCAGCAGUCCCUACAUUCACCCUGUGGGCUUCUGUCAGAAAAUGGGGUUAACCCUUACCGCGCCAGCAGAAUACAAGCACCCGAAAAGCUUCUCCUGGGAGAAAUACUUAGAGGAGACCGGAUCCCAGGCAGCCCCGGCAAGAGCCUUCAAACAGAGACCCCCCCAUGGCUUCCAAGAGAACAUGAAGCUGGAGGCCGUGGACAAGAGGAACCCCAUGCUGAUCCGCGUCUCCACCAUCACUGCCACAGAGGAACAUCGCCUCAAGAUCCACUUUGAUGGCUGGAGCCAGGAGUAUGAUUACUGGGUGGAUGCAGACUCCCCCGACAUCCACCCUGUCGGCUGGUGUGCCAAGACUGGGCACCCCCUGCAGAACCCACUGGGACCGGUAGACUCCACCGCUCCCCCGGGACAGGGCUGCCCCACGCAGGGGUGUCAUGGAAUUGGGCACAUCAAGGGACCCCGCUACGGAACACACUACACAGCGGUAAGCUGCCCGUACUCUGAUGUCAACCUGAACAAGGAGGGGCUGCUUCAGGACCGUCUGAUUGGAGAGAAGCCGCCCGCACUGGCAGGGCCACAGAAAGCAAAAAGAGUGGAAGUGCCGACGCCAGUGAGCAUGCCAGCACCCACCGUGCCAGAGCCCUCGGACGACUCGCCACAGUCCAGGAAGUCGUGGAGCACAGAGAGCGAGCGGUCAGGCCGCAGCAGUGUCCAGAGCCUCCCUGAGCAGACGCAGAGCUCCGAGGAGAGGACAGAGGGCACCAGAGAGCCCAGCGAGAACAGCAUCAAGACCAAAAAGACCGGUCCGAUUCCCAAAUGUUUGAAGCUGCACCUGGUAAAACAAGAGCUGGGAGAUGGAAAAGAGACAGCGCUGAGUCUGCAGGAGGCGCUCCACGAAUCAGUGUUCAUACCUCCAUUCUCCUCGAACCCGGCUCACCGCAUCCAGGUGUGCUGGGAGCAGCACUGCAAGUUGCUGCCUGAGGUGCUGGGGCUCACCGCCAAGGGAGUGGCAAAGUGGACCACCGAGGAGGUGGCCAGCUUUGUUCAGGGAUUGCCUGGAUGUAGAGAACAUGCUCCCGUUUUCAGGAAUGAACAGAUAGACGGGGAGGCUUUCCUCCUGCUGACCCAGGCGGAUAUCGUGAAGAUCCUGGGCAUCAAGCUGGGGCCGGCGCUCAAGAUCUACAACUCCAUUCUCAUGUGCAAGAGUGCUGACGAGGAGUGAGGCGGGCAGGUUAAUGAACUCUGAGCGAGCAAACACAACUGGAGCUGCUAGAACACUGCAUCCCUAGAGAAAAGAACAAAACACCCAGAACCCACUUACACUGACUUCUCAUACAAGGCCCUCCCUAAGAGAAACUCAGACGCCAUGUAAACUGUCCAAUACAGCCCAUCACUUAAACAGGGGGAUGAAAAGCACACGGGCAGUGCUGUUACAGGUGAAGUCCCUGUGUGUCUGCACUGAUGGCUUUGUUCUGUACCUCUUUUAAACACCAGAGGGUGGUGGAGGGCUGUUUUGAAGUAAACGCAAGUGCAAAGACACAUUUUCAAAGAGGAACAAAACCAGCGAGACACAAAUCAGAACAAUAACUUACUUGCAUCUUCCUCAUACAAAGAGCUUUCUUGCUUGUUUUAAACUAUUGCAAUUGCCUUUGCACGUGAUUCCAAUUGGAGAGCUAUGAAUCAAACCUGCUAUCAAUUCUGGAUUUUGAAUCAUCCUUUGUCAUCUUUGUCUGUCUUUAGAGAUGAAAAUGAUUCAACUCAAGUGUAACCCAGAUGCUUAUUGACCCUACAGCAUCCACUGUUAUCAUUCAUCGGAGACCAUGUGGAAUAGUUCACUUCUCUGAAACUGUCAAUGUGCAAAGAGUAUUCAGCAUACAAGAGGGAUAACCUUAUGCACACAAAAUUAACUUACGUUUAUGUCAUUUUAAAUAGUAAGUCAGAUGUCAUUGUACUUGCUUUUUAACAUUUCCCUUACUGUUGUUUGGUAUUUGCAAUCAUUACCCCUCUACCAGCCCCCUGCCCCACCGACUCUGCAAGUAUAUAGACAGAGAAUAGAGGGGCUAGUAGAGUUGAAAGGUGAUAUUGUCACAUGAUGUGAAUGGAUGAGGAAGUCUGCUCAGUCCUGGCACAUAGGAUUCUCCAUACAAGCUCAAAGCCAGGUACAGGCAGAUUUAGAGUGAAAAAAAUAGAGAACUCAAUAUUGUAGCAACAGACUCCAGAACUACGUAGAACGAUUGCAACACCAUCAAAUAGUUAAGAAUGUAAAAAAAAUCAAUUUAAAUGACAUUUGACAAACGGUAGGCAAGCGUUUUGUGAAUUGAAUCAAACAGAAAGAGCGUUACAGAAGUAAGGUGGGCGUUUGAAAGUUUUGCUUAAAGGGAUCACUGUUUUCACUCUGUAUAAAGUUUGACUGGCUGCUCAGAGCCCUAGGGGCCUGUUUUCCCAAACUUUGUGUCAGUUAUACGGUUCUACAAUUCACUUUGGAAUUCAUAUAGCGCCUUCCACGACAAUUUCUUCCCAAGGCACUUUGCAAGAGUCAUAAUUCUAUCUUUUGAACGCAAUUAAAAACAUAUUUAACUAUUAUUUUUAAAUCUCCCAUACAUCCCAACUCAUAAAUAACUAACAAGUCACAAACUUAAUUAAUUAGGAAAAUGUCUUUUCUGAAGAAAUGCCAUUUGAACACCGUCAUAGACUAUGAAUCUCACAGGAAGCGUCAGGAAGAGUCAGGGGAUUUCAGGGAUUCUGGGUAAAAAUAAACCCUUAAAGAGUAAAUAACUUCAGAUGUCAUUUGAGUGUCUGUAGCUCUGUUACUCCUGGUUUAACUUAUUUAAGUUGUCUGGCUUUCAGAAAACUUUCCUUCCUUCUAAAUGAUGCUAUAAUUUUAUUAUUGCAAAUUGGCCACAAUUCCACUUGAAUUCAAUAUGAAACACCACAGGCAUAGCAGCAGGUAAUACAUUGGGUUUCCUUGGAAUUUGCAGCCAUUAUUUUAUACUGUAAAAGAUACAACUAUAGCAACUCUGAAUCUCUCUGAAUGAUUGCAAAGAUCGUAAAAUGGUUAAGGAACGAUUUAAGAGAGAAGUUCAAACUAAAUUAAUGUAGUUUGGAAACCCAAGGCAGGGUGCCAGGCCCCUGCAAGUUUUCUUAUUUUGGACAUAGGGGACCACAUCUUAGCCAGACAUACUGGAGCAAGCAAAGCCGAAUGCUAAAAUACAUUCUAAAUGUAUUCCCAGGAGCCUGUUCUGUGAAACCACAACGCAAUGGUUUGCACCAAUGAAAAGGCAGAUUUAGUGUCUUGCUGAAUAUUAUUAUUAUUAUUGUUAUUAUUAUUAUUAUUAUUGCGAUUGAAAAGCAAGCUUUUUAGUUUGUUCAUUAUAUAUAUAUAUAUAUAUAUAUAUAUAUAUAUAUUACACACACGUUUCAGUGUGUAGAGGAUUUUGAACGAGCAACUGGAAAGUUGUCUUUAUUAUAUACAUAUAUAUAUAUUUAUUAAAAGUAAUAACUAUGGUAAUUAACUUUUGAGUGGCAGGAAUCAUUUUCCAUGGUAAUAACAGGCAAUGCUGACUCUACAGUUGAGUUUCUGAUCCCACAACAUGCAAGCCUCUUAACAGAGUGAUUACCAGGCAUUUAAAGAAAAUCGAUUUUCUCUUCUCUUACUGGCGUCAGCAACAUUUAAUUUCAUCAGCUUUGCAACCAAGCUCAUUUUGUCUUGGAUAAGUGGACUAUUUGCUUCAAAAUAUCAUCCAAAAUUUGCUUUCAAAGUAUCACACUUCUCGCCACUUGUCAGACCUCCCCCCACCUUACCCAAGCUGUGGCACUGACUGCUGCUCUAUUGCUUUGUGAUGCCUGUGUAUAAACCAUGAGUUCACUUCCUGUGCAGCAGGUAUUAGAACCGCACCUGAGCCCUGUGUUCUAGUGGUGUUCUAAUACCUGCUGCACAGGAAGUGGACUCGAUGUUGUAGCAGGUUAAAGAGCCUCACAAGGUCCAAAGUAGAAAUAAAAUCAUUUGGUUGUUAUUUCUUUAAGUAGAGUUUAUUAUAAACAUCACACCUUAUUCUGGCUCACUUCAACCUGCACUGUCCAGACAAUCAUGCACCAUUUUAAACUGAUCCCUUAGUGUUCUAUAGUUCAUUCUUAGGUAACAAUUCUUGACUAACGCUAUUACAUGACAUUUGCAUGUUCUUUUUUUCUUUAGGUGUUAUGUAAGGGACAACUUUGUGAAACAUUUAAAAACCGAGUGAGACACUGCACCUUUUUAAAACAUUUUUUGUUGUUUUUCAUCUGUGAAAGUCUUUUGAACAUCUUUGCCGAGAGAAUUUGCACACAAAUUCACCGUUCAAAUCCUAAUCCUCCUAACAAAGCCUUCAUGAAGAGGCCCUUCUUUUAAAAGUGUCACCACAAGCACUUUGAGAUUUAGUAAUUAGCUGGGGAUGCUCAGUGAGCUGCAAUUUUGUUCGUGUCCAGUAGACAGCGCUGUUUUACAGUUCCACAUAAACCAUUUGUUAAAUGCUUGUAUAUGCUGUUGUAUUUUUUUUGUUGUUGUUUAUGAAAUGUGUAUUUAAAAACAACAAUACUUCCGCAAAUUGAAUGUUAAAAAAAGCCUUCCAUAUUCAGAAUCUGCCUCACACAAAACCUGUGAAUUAGUUUAGAGAGAAGGAAGGCAGGACUUUUAUACUUUGUUUUUAUAUUUAAUGUACUUAAAUAAGACACAUACAUAGGAAUGACAAUGUAAGUAAAACACAUGCUCUAAGCAGCUAUACCUCGUCAUAUUAUAGUUUCAGAGCAAGGAUAUUUUAUUUACACAUCGUUAUUCUAAAUGAGAUGUUCUGUAUACAAUGGAUUGCUGGGUAUAUUCUGUAUGAAAUGUUUUUUUUGUUUGGGGGGCGGUAUUUACUAUUAUUAAUAAUUUGUCCACAGGACUAUAACUGUUUUUGUGUAAAUGAUAAUAAAGAUCUACAAUGUAUUGAACCAGCAGCUUUAGAGAGGGGUUUGAAAGGGGAAUCUAAGCGUCUGCUCCUGGUAUUAACUGCAUAGAUUUUGCAGAACCCAGAGAUGUACUGAACAGUAUAGCAAGCUCUGAUUUCCCCUUUCCAAGAAAUACUGCAGUUCUCUUUAAAAUAAAUAAAUGAAAGCGCAGUUACAUGAUUUGUCCACAAGGUGGUACUGUGAUUAAAAAAAAUCCUUUAGAAAUAAAGGUACAUUAAAAACAAUGUGGAUGUUGAAAUAAUAAUUAUGUUUACAGUGCACACUCCUCUCUGUCCUCACCAGGUGUUCUUGUAAAGAUAUCAAGACUGACCAGUAGUUGUCAUCUAUUCUUUAAUUUUCUUCUUAGGAAGGAGACAGACGAAAGGUUUGUUUUCACAAUUUAAAAAAUUGAUCCAAUUUCAUUGAAUCAACAUGACUGUGAAAUGCAGGGCCUAUGGAGAACAACAAAAGGACCAGCAGUGAAUUAGGUUGCCCUAUGUAUAGCUGAUGCUACCCAAAAAAUAAGUUUUCAUUUUAUUCUGUCGUCUGCAAUCUGAUUUUGGGUACUUUUACACAUUUAGUAAUAUCAUUUUAGUCCUCAGUUUAGUUGAGUUUUUUUUAUUUUUGGAUAUUAUUUCAAAAUGCAAACAAAUAUUCAAAUGUUCUUUUCAAGCUGAAUUAGCUGAACAAAUGCUACGCUGUACCAUAUUGCAUUAAAGAUGGCUGAGCGCCCACUAUCCAUAUCCAACCCCCGCGGCUGUAAUAAACUGUUCGUGAUCAUCCGUUGAAAAAUAAAAUAAAAAAUAAAAAAAAUGUCAAGCUGGAUUCUGCCAUGCAAGUUAUCAAGCAUAAAGCAUUACAAUCCAGACCUUAACCGCUUGAAGCAUCAGAAAUCCUGAAUUCCUCAGCACUUUACUACAAUUGAUGAUGUGUGCACUGGCCUCACUCAGCAUCUCUAACUGCAUGUAAAUCUAUUUAUGUCUCUUUUGUGCUGUACAUCUGCAGGGAUGGGAAUAAGACUCCCCAUUGCAUUGCAAUCUGAUCCAAUCCUAAUUUUAUUAUGAGUUUAAUAAAACACACCUGAGCUUGUUAUCUAUACACUGGGGCUAAUCAAACACAUAUUAAAACUGGGACAGUGUGGCACUGCUGUGCAGGAGUCGUCUUAUUUCCAUCCCUGUAGCUGUGCUUUAUAUAGAGAAUAGAUUAACAGUUAUUUACAUUUUAAACUACUAUAUUCUACAUACCUGGCAAGGGCUACAAUACAGUGGUGUGCCAUUUAUUUAAGAAAUAGUUUCCAUGCUUUAUACCUGAUUGUACUGUAUUAAGAAUCUUGUUUCAUCUUGUUUAAAAAAUAUUCUGAAGCUGCAUAAUAUAAUUUCAUUCAUUGUUUAUUAUCCCAUGUUAUUACUGUUUCUACACUGAGUGUUUGGCAUGCUUUAUGAAGUUAUAAAAUUAUUGCAGAGUGA
Molecule: messenger RNA, 8161 nt
Organism: Acipenser ruthenus (sterlet)
Lineage: Eukaryota; Metazoa; Chordata; Actinopteri; Acipenseriformes; Acipenseridae
Product: lethal(3)malignant brain tumor-like protein 4
Exons: 22
Coding region: 499-2955 (818 amino acids)
Biological process (GO): regulation of DNA-templated transcription
Cellular component (GO): nucleus
Molecular function (GO): zinc ion binding; protein binding
Source: RefSeq, a predicted model, not a curated record